Aureococcus anophagefferens is the source of this 513-nucleotide messenger RNA. RefSeq lists its product as hypothetical. Gene Ontology annotation, molecular function: phosphatidylinositol binding. The record is from RefSeq and is a predicted model, not a curated record. The transcript has a single exon. NCBI's taxonomy places the organism in Eukaryota, Pelagophyceae, Pelagomonadales, Pelagomonadaceae. The annotation marks the transcript as partial.
GCCGACGGCCUCCUGUUCCUGACGGUGGCGAAGGUCGCGUUCAUCUCGGGCAUCCGCGUGGGCACGGGCCUCGUCGUCGCGCGGCUGCCGGACGGGUCGUGGUCCGCGCCGUGCGCGGUCGGGUCGUCGGGCUUCACCUUCGGCGCGGUCGUCGGCGCGGAGAUCACGGACAUGAUCACGGCCGUCGACGCCCAGGCGCUCGCGGAGCUCUACGACGCGCAGACGACGAAGCUCACGUUCGGCGGCGAGGCGUCGUUCGCCUUCGGGCCGCUGGGCCGCACGGCGACGGGCGAGGCCAUGGUGGCCACGGACGCGUCGACGGCGACGGCGACGGCCUACAGCCAGAGCCGGGGCUUCUACGGCGGCGUGACCGUCGACGCGUCGCACCUCCGCGUCCGCGACGACGUCAACCUCAAGUUCUACGGCAAGCCCGUGUCCGCGGCGGACCUCCUCCGGGGCGCCGAGCGCCAGCCCACGGCCGCCGCGCCGCUCUACGAGCAGCUCCACGCCUUC